AAGAACACUACAAAACAUCAACACACAUUACAGCAGGAUGUGCAUGUUACGUUGGUGUAUUCUCAUUGGUUAUUGUAUUCUGUUCCAGUUGUCCUGCUUUAGAGCCUCGACCCGAGUCACCUUGGGCGACCAUUUUUUAGUGCCCACACCGCAAAUAAUGCUGAACUCUUCCAGUCGCACGGAUUCUGACUCCAAUCACCCAAGGAUGGUCUUGUUGCUGAACACAUGGUUGUCUAUUAAGUUUAGUGUGACCAUCACUUGUUCUAAUUGUGGGGAACCUAUCGUAAAGGAUGUCUCCAAGGGGAUAUUUGUAGCUCAUAUGAUUGAACGGAAAGAAUUACUCGAUACACUCUACAUACUUAAAAGUUCGCCUAAAGAGAACGUCUUCUCGUUGACCGUGCGCUUAUCACUGUCCGUUUCCUCUUCAGACACGUACUACUCCCUACCAGUUGACACCUGGGGGAAAGUGUAUAACUGCGCCACCUUGUCAAGGCAAGCUUACUGGGUGAUCCUACUGUCUACUCAUGAAGAUGUAAGCGUAGAGAUCUCUCACGACGGUACGUUCUCAAACGAUUUGACAUUAAACAGUAAGAGUGCGAUGACCAUAGAAGUACCAGCAGCCACAGUUGCAACAAUAAAAAGCUCGGACAAAAUCGGGGUCAUAGUUGGCAGCUACGAUCAUAAACAGAAGAAAUGUAUUAAAGGAUCAGCGGAUUCCCUUAUAGCAGAAAUGUUGACAUCUGAAGACAAGUAUGGAAAAGACUUCUUUACCUUGCAGUACUCAGAUGAAAAAAACAACGGACAGCUCAUUAUAAUGACCUCUGAGGACGACACCAAGGUCAGUUUACGCAGUUCUAGAAAAGGCUCGAUCAAGAACAUACAAAUGAAUAGAUAUAGUCGGGAAAUGGUAGAUCUUGAUGAGAGUUAUUAUCGUAUUUCAAGCAACAAGCCCAUGCAAGUAUUCUUCUACCGCAACUACUACUGCCCUGAUAAUGUGGUGCAAGCCUGGGCCACCAGUUUGUCUAUAGUUGUACCCACGGAGCUAUUUUAUUAUCAAUACGUCAUCAGUGGCAGGAGUGACGGAUUAUUUAAAGUUCUUCUUAUAUGUGAGAAACUGUUUGCUUCUUAUAUCCUUAUGAACGACGUAGUGGUUACUUCUGUUAGCACUUACGAAGUGAUAGACCAAUCUGACUGGCAGAUCAUGCACUCUUUACUGGCUCGAGGCAGUCAAAAUAUUUACUCAAAGAUCAAGCUUGCUUUCGGUUGCUAUUUCUACGCGACGGAUAAGACGGUCAGCUUUAUGAGUCCUGCUGGUUUUAUUAGCUCCCCUAUUAACCCGAGGUACUGCAAAAAAAGUCAACCAGUGAACGAUGAUCUUCUAGACAAUGACUGUGACGGGAAAAUUGAUGAAGAAUAUUACGAUCAAAAAGAUAACGAUCGAGACGGAAAAGUUGACGAAGACUUCAGGGAUUUGACAGAAGAGCAGCGAAAAGAAAAAGAACAAAGGGAGAGCUCUCAUAUGUCAGCAUGGUCAGAAUGGACCGAGUGGACCUGCCCAAGAGAGUGUAACGCGACCGACAGGUACAGGACACGACAAUGUCAUAAACCAACUCCGAGCAGUGAAAACUGUCUGGGACUCGCAAAUGAGACAAAACAUGGAGGCUGCAACGUUGAAAAUGAACUGUGCCCUGUAGAAUGUCCAGAGUAUAAAUGGAGCUAUGGCUGCCGCAAGGAUUGUGAAAACUGUGCCCAGGACUGCGACAAGUUCACAGGAGAGUGUGAGUCGUGUAACGAAGGCUUUAAGUUUCCUAAACUGAGUUGCAGUAAAGAAUGUGCUGCUUUUGAGUUCGGUCCAGACUGUUCUGGAGAUUGUCUCCGAGAAUGCUGGGGAGACUGCGAUGAUAGAAAGAAAGGAACCUGCCACGGUGAAAAAUGGACAUACUUAGUUAUGAUCGGAGGCCCUAGUGUGGUUGUCAUUGGUUUUAUGGCCCUAUAUUGUCAAAACAUGAAGAAGGGGACUGAAGAAGAAGGCGGGGACAAAGCCAUGCAUGAUGUUGAAAAUAAGCGACCGAAAAGUCACUCCGUGAACAGUGUAUUGUCAGAUGCCACUACCGACUCCUCUAAAUCUUGACUUUUUACCAUUAAGCGAUGCUUCUUACAUAGACAUUUCCCUGAACUAAGACACCAGCUACUUUGAUUUUGUUUGAAUAUUUUUGGUUUUCAUUUUUGUCGAUAUAACAUACGAAAAAAAAAAUGUCUCUGUAUUUCAUUGUUUCAAUAAAAAUGUAU
Biomphalaria glabrata is the source of this 2289-nucleotide messenger RNA. RefSeq lists its product as uncharacterized. Bases 38 to 2131 code for a protein of 697 amino acids. The record is from RefSeq and is a predicted model, not a curated record. The transcript is spliced from 20 exons. NCBI's taxonomy places the organism in Eukaryota, Metazoa, Mollusca, Gastropoda, Planorbidae.